AUGCAUAUCAUUAAACCUGUAUGGUUGACUCACGGAGGUGAACGGAAGGAUUUUGAGGUUUACAGUUGCGAUGUUUCACCUGAUGGGAAGCGACUUGUCACGGCUGCUGGAGAUGGAUACGUCCGCAUCUGGUCUACAGAGGCCAUCCAUAACACCGACAAGCCGGAAUUCGCAAGCAAGCCCAAACAGCUGGCUUCCAUGAGCAACCAUUCGGGUACCAUUCAUACAGUCCGCUUUUCACCCAACGGCAAAUACCUCGCCUCUGGCGCGGAUGAUAAAAUCGUCUGUGUCUACACGCUUGAUUCAAGUCCUCCCACACACUCGACAUUUGGCUCCGACGAAGCACCCCCCGUCGAAAACUGGCGGACAAUUCGCCGGUUGAUCGGCCAUGAUAACGAUGUGCAGGAUUUGGGAUGGUCACACGAUUCGUCGAUUCUCGUUUCAGUGGGACUGGACUCCAAGAUUGUUGUUUGGUCCGGACACACUUUUGAGAAAUUGAAAACGAUAGUAGUGCACCAAAGUCAUGUCAAGGGCAUUACCUUCGAUCCUGCCAACAAGUAUUUUGCGACUGCUAGUGAUGAUCGAACCGUGCGCAUUUUCCGAUUCACCUCGCCUGGACCCAACUCCACCUCCCACGACCAGAUGAACAACUUCAUGUUAGAACACACAAUCACGGCGCCCUUCGCCAACUCCCCGCUGACUGCCUACUUCCGCCGCUGUUCGUGGUCCCCGGAUGGGAUGCAUAUCGCCGCUGCGAACGCAGUCAACGGACCCGUGAGUUCUGUUGCGAUCAUCAACCGUGGAUCGUGGGAUGGAGAUAUCAAUCUUAUUGGGCACGAGGCGCCGGUCGAGGUGUGCUCAUUCUCUCCUCGCCUUUACUCCAAAGAACCCAUCGACAAGCACCAGACCGACAACCACGUCGCUCAACAUCACAUCACGGUGAUUGCUUGUGCGGGUGCAGACAAGUCUCUGAGUGUUUGGAUCACAAGCAAUGCUCGUCCAAUUGUGGUUGCGCAAGAAAUGGCCGCCAAGUCAAUGUCCGAUCUCGCAUGGAGCCCUGAUGGCAAAUGCCUUUACGCAACUGCCCUCGACGGUACUAUCUUGGCGGUGCGUUUCGAAGACGGCGAGCUGGGCUGGGCCACCGAGAUGGAAGAAAAUGAAAAAUCUCUCACAAAGUUUGGUACCAACCGCAAAGGGGCGGGUAUCACAGAAACAACGGAUGGCUUGCUGCUUGAGGAGCAGAGCAAGGCUGGCGAGCUCAGGGGCGUUGAAGGCCGCAUGGGAGCCCUGAUGGGCGAUGGACACGCCCAGCCUGCUGCCACUAAUGGAAACUCGCGGCGGCAGCAGCAGCAGCGGUUGCGACGGCGGCAGCAGCUCCUUCAAAUGGCACGACGCCUGCCCGAGUUCCGUCCCCAGCGCCGGAAUGGUCGAAAGCGUAUCGCACCUUUACUCGUUUCCGGCGCUGGGGCCGGUGAGUCUUCACUACCUCAGACGCGGUUGAUGGCAUCGGUGAGCUCUCAGGUCAAGGGCGAUGCGCCAACUUCUAUAGUCGACCUCUCCAAGCCUUUUGACGGCCUGCCAAAAGGUGGCCUCACCACAUUGUUGUUUGGAAACAAGCGCAGGCUAGCACAGCUGGAGGGUGAAGAGGAGGGACAAGUCGAAAAGCGUGUUGCAGUAGCCAGCCAGAAUGGAGCGACUCCGAUCUUGUCCAACACUCUUGAUGGCCUUUUACCGGCAGUUGUAGAGCCUCCUGUCUCGGGUCAACAGCCAACGCCGGAAUUCAUUCGUCCUGCGGUCACGAAUCCCUGCAUGUCCAUCAGCCAGACACGACUAGCAGUGCCUAAAAUCCGCAGUUUUAUCUUGCGUGCCCUUGACCCUAAUGGAAAGCCAACUGAGCCGCCUAACCAGGCAGGAGAGUCAAACGCAAAAGACAAAGGUCGCAUCGACGUAGUUUUCGAGGCGAAGAAUCCCUCACCCGCCAGUCUGACAGGGCGAGCUGUCGAUCGCGAGCCAGUGCGUCUCACUUUGUUCCGCGGCGAGCAGCCCCUAUGGCAAGAUUUCUUGCCCAAGUGCGUGCUUCUGGUCACCGGCAAUCAAAACUUGUGGGCCGCAGCGUGUGAAGACGGGUCUGUUUACCUCUGGACACCCGCGGGGCGCCGCUUGGUCAGUGCUUUGGUACUGGAGGCACAGCCAGUCAUUCUCGAGUGCAAUGGCCCUUGGGUUCUAUGUAUCUCUUCAGUAGGAAUGUGCUACGUCUGGAACGUGAAGCACCUCUCCUCUCCUCACCCACCCAUCUCUCUUCAGCCUGUCCUUGAUGCUGCGAUUCACACGCUUGGGGGCAACCCUACCUCGGCACCCGCUGUCACCGAUGCUCGCAUCAACUCGGAAGGACGGAUCGUCGUUUCACUGACCAAUGGGGAGGGCUACUCUUAUUCCCCUGCUAUGUACACAUGGCAGCGUGUCUCGGAAGCAUGGUGGGCUGUUGGUAGUCAAUACUGGAACUCCACAGAUGCACCCGUGGGUAAUCUGCAGGCCCGAGAAGGCAGUCAAGAGAACAAGGAAUCCAAAGCUGCGGUCUCAGCUGGCAUCAUUCCUUUCUUGGAGCGCAACACUACGAAUGAAACCCUUCUGCGCGGUCGUGCAUACUUCCUGCAACGACUUAUCAAGGUCUUGCUGUCACGAGAGGGGUAUGAGACAUUCGAGUCGAGCGUUUCCAUUGCCCAUUUGGAGAAUCGCAUGGCAGCGGCGCUAUCGUUGGGUGCUAAGGAGGAGUUCCGGCUUUAUCUGAAUAUGUACGCCAAGCGCAUCGGUGCGGAAGGCUUGAAGGGUAAGGUCGAAGAGCUGUUGAAGGGCCUCAUUGGUGGACUUUUCGAUGAUGAGGAUGGGUCAGAGACCGUCGCGAAGCUUCAGGCGAACGAGCACGAGGGCCGCAAUUGGCGCGAGGGAUCCGACGAUCUUUGCGGAUGGCCACGCGAGACCUUAUUGAAAGAAGUUAUACUUGCGCUCGGCAAAUAUCGCGAGCUUCAACGGGUGACCGUCCCGUACGCCAAACUUCUCGACAUGGUCGACACCACCUCCGAGGCAGGAGACGCGAUGGAUCUUUGA
Messenger RNA from Penicillium oxalicum, 3105 nucleotides. RefSeq names its product putative histone transcription regulator Hir1 (gene hir1). Gene Ontology annotation, molecular function: nucleosome binding; protein binding. NCBI's taxonomy places the organism in Eukaryota, Fungi, Ascomycota, Eurotiomycetes, Eurotiales, Aspergillaceae. The record is from RefSeq and is a predicted model, not a curated record. Gene Ontology annotation, biological process: regulation of DNA-templated transcription; DNA-templated transcription; chromatin remodeling. The coding region runs from base 1 to 3105 and encodes 1034 amino acids. The transcript is spliced from 6 exons. Gene Ontology annotation, cellular component: nucleus; HIR complex.